AUGGCAGAACUGUAUCCGUCCAUUGCGCAUUGCGCUGUUGUGGCUACAGCGCUCAAGGUGCUGCUAUUUCCUGCUUACAAGUCGACCGACUUCGAAGUUCAUCGCAACUGGCUCGCUCUAACGCAUUCCCUGCCCAUUAAACAGUGGUACUAUGAAAGAACCUCAGAAUGGACUCUGGACUAUCCGCCCUUUUUCGCCUACUUUGAGUGGCUUAUGUCUCAAGCCGCAGCAUAUGUCGACCCGGGUCUACUUAACGUCAAAGAUCUGGGAUAUGACAGCUGGCAGACUAUAUACUUUCAGCGUACUACAGUCAUCGUUACCGAGCUUGUCUUGGUAUACGCUUUGCAUCUCUACGUGAAGACAUCAAAGUCCAAGGUGACUGCCCAUGCCGCUGCACUCUCCGUCUUGCUGUCUCCAGGACUCCUGAUCAUCGACCAUAUCCACUUUCAGUACAAUGGUUUCCUCUACGGCAUUCUCAUACUGUCUAUGGUCCUGGCCCGAAACAACUCGACACUCUUAUUGUCUGGUCUGCUCUUUGCAGCUCUGCUGUGCCUCAAGCACAUAUACUUGUACCUCGCACCUGCUUACUUCGUUUACCUUUUGCGCGCUUACUGCUUAGGGCAGCGGUCGUCCUUCCCGUACUUUAUUAUUCGGUUCUUCAACUGCGUCAAGUUGGGAGUAGGUAUCGUUGCUGUCUUCGCAGCCGCGUUCGGUCCAUUCGCCAUAUGGGAGCAAAUACCACAAGUGUUCAGUCGCUUGUUCCCAUUCUCGCGGGGUCUAUGCCAUGCGUACUGGGCGCCAAACGUCUGGGCGAUGUAUUCGUUCUCUGAUCGAGUUUUGAUUUACCUUGCCCCGCGCCUUGGGUUACGCGUUGAUCAAGAGGCAGUAAACAGUGUCACUCGAGGUCUUGUUGGGGACACGUCCUUCGCAGUGCUACCAGAUAUUAGCCCUUUGAUCUGCUUUCUUCUUACACUUGGCACACAGAUACCUGUUCUCCUCCGCCUCCUAUACAAACCCACCUGGGAGGCCUUUAUAGGUGCUGUGACACUUUGCGGCUAUGCAUCUUUCUUGUUCGGCUGGCAUGUUCAUGAGAAGGCGAUCCUGCUCGUCAUAAUCCCAUUCAGUCUGAUAGCACUCCAGGAUCGAAGAUACUUCGGCGCUUUCCGACCCCUAGCUGUUGCCGGUCACGUAUCGCUUUUUCCUCUACUGUACACGGCAGCUGAGUUUCCUGUGAAGACAGUCUACACUAUCUUCUGGCUUGUACUCUUCCUUAUCGCGUUCGAUAGGCUAGCUCCUGCUUCGCCCAAACCCAGGAUCUUCUUGCUUGAUCGCUUCUCUCUUCUCUAUAUCACCCUUUCAAUUCCACUGAUUGCAUACUGCUCCUUGAUUCACGGGAUAGUGUUUGGCUCUCGAUACGAGUUCCUGCCGCUCAUGUUUACGAGUUCGUACUCAGCAGUUGGUGUGGUUCUCUACAAGCGCAAGCCCGUCAAACAUGAAUCCUUACCCAAGAACCUCGACGACAGCACUGAGGUGUGGCAUAUCGAACAGACUGGAGAGGUCUUCACAGACUAUGAGCGGUUCCUUGAGCGAUAUGACUUCUAUCAGCAACGGAGCUUCACAUGCCAGGCCACUGGCCAUUCAGGCUACACGUAUUUCGAGGCCCAGGAGAGCGAGGUAGGCUCCACGUCAAUACUCGUCAAGGCCGAUGAGGAGGUAACAUCCGUGCAGACGGAAGCCACCAAGGAGAUCAACAGCAUUUUCCCAGAUGGCUUGAGGUCUCCUGUUCUUCACUAUGUCCAGUUCCAAGAUCAUCAUCGGAUGGAUGAUUUGGUAAAUGAUGUCUACGAUCAUUUCAAGGAACAGUUCAUGCUAGGCGAUCGGGUUUCCGUCGAAGGCGAUCACUCACGCCGCUUCGGCAAGAUCACUGAAAUCACGGACAAUAGCCGAUUACAUAGCAUGUUUACUGGUCAAUCGAUGGACGAUAGCAUCCGUUCUUACACCUACGUUGUCACUAUGGAAGAAGGGGGUGAAACUGUCACCAAAUACAAGGCCUCGGAACUUCAGCGGGAUCGAAAAACCUACUCCAAGCUCAUCUUGAAAGCUUUUCUGCGCAAUGCGCUCAAGCGCGAGUCGUGGAUCGGUGCGCCAUGGAUGGUCAAGGACAGUUUAGCAAAGCGAUACGACAUCUCAACCAAACUUCCUGACAAGAAGACUAGAGACGCUCUACUAGCCGCUAAGCGGGCUGCGAAUGCUGUACCGAACGGCGUGACCCAACCUGUUCAACAGCAAUAUCCACAGCAGCUGCCAAACGGUCAUGGCCCACAUAUGAAUGGUCACAGACAGCCUUUGCCACAUGGGCAAGGUCAGCCAGCCUUUGUCAACUUCUCGGCCAGCGGCCCUCCACCCUAUGCGCAGCAGCAAGGCGUCAUGCCUCCAUGGGCAGCUGCUAACGCUACUAAUCGCCCGGCAUAUUUUAUCAACGGUCCUCCAAUUUACAAUAGUGGGCCUCCACCCAUUGCGAAUGUUCAGCCACCACCACACAUCUUGGCUCAGCUGCAGCCUCACCUUGCUGCGCAAUUAAUGCAGAUGCCUCCCCAUGGUCAUGGCCCGCCCAUCAACUUUCCGUUCCAGACCAGCUUCAAUCACCAUCAAGGUCCCCGUCCGACAAAUGUUCCGCAGCCUCAACAGGCACCUCCACCGCCCCGUCCAGUGGAGUAUAUUAAAUAUCCAUGCGAAGAUCUAGAGAUCAAGCAACCUCGUCUUCAGGUCAACCGGCCGCCGCUUAAAUUCUUCUCCGACGACGUACCCGAGGGAGUUGAGCCGCCUGCAGAACAGAAAAAGACGGGUAUCUUGAUGAAGAGUAUCGGCCCAUUACUCUGUAUUUGGGAGACUCUCAACGUUCACGACACCAUCUACAUGCUAGACUCCUUCACUUUCGAUGACUUUGUCGAUGCUAUGCGAUUCACGCAUGAGACUGUCGAGUGUGAGUUGUUUGUAGAAAUGCAUUGUGCAAUUCUAAAGCAGAUCGUCAACGGCUCUGGUAAGAUUCAGACCAACCUACCCAACCUAACCGAUGAAGAUUCGUCAGACGAAGAGUCGAGUGAGGAGUCAACGCCUACCCCUGAGCCUGAACCGUCAGUUCGAACUACUCGUAGUAGCUUGAGGAAGUCGGGCGCAGCGCAACUUGUGGUCAAGCCACGCACACCAACGCCUGAGCCUCCAAAGGAACUCCACAAGGCUGAGGAGUUCGUCACUGACUUCGACUGGGUUGAGCAGUGUAAGAUUCGCAAUUUCGCUGAUGGAGGAUGGCAAGCAAUCGUUGUUGCAAUCCUUUAUCGCCUAUCAUUCGACUCUGCUAGAAAGGAAGCUUGCGAUGAAGUUCUUGCUGAGCUGUGUCCACCUGAGGAGGAGCCUACCAUGGCCACCAUUGCCAGUAAUUACACUACGCUUGAUGUAAACCUACGCAUCUCGGCACUUGAAAUGAUUCUAAGCUUGACUGUCGUCACUGAGAACUUCCGCGAUCAGCUUGUUGCUGCCGCUCAAGAGAUGACACGUCUGCGCAAGGAAAAGAUUGAGUAUCAACGCAAACGUAAGGAGCUGGCCGAUGAGCUAUUCAAGUUGGACUUGGAGCGCAAGAUUCAUCUUCCAGCAAACACACCCGCCUCGCCUACGGAUACCAAGAUGGCCGAAGAUGCUGAUGUGUCUAUGGCUAGUGUCAAUGAUGCUUCCAAGGAAGCAGAUACUGAAACAAACGGUGGCGACGAGGUGACAGCAUCGAAGGGCAGGACCCGCCCAGCUAAUAAGAACAAGCGCAAGGCAGCUGCUGAGGAAGCUCGUAAAGAGAAAGCCAAGAAGGCUAAGGCGGAAGCAGAGAAGACCAAGAAGCAGAAGGAGUGGGAGAAGCUACUGCAGGCGAUCGAGAAGAAGAAGGAUGAACUCAAAGAUUGCGAGGACAACAUCAAUGAACUCGACGAUGAUCUGCGCGAGACUCUGGUACACCGUAGCAAGAUUCUUGGCAAGGACCGGUUCUUGAACAAGUACUACUGGUUCGAGCACAACGGCAUGCCCUUCGGCGGUGUUCCUAACAGCUCUACUGCCGAAUACGGAUAUGCCAAUGGUCGCAUUUGGGUACAGGGACCCAGCGAACAUGAACUUGGACCGAACCUAGAAGAGCCUGCCCUCUCCCAAGAUAUGCAGCGUUUUGGCUACACUGUUCCGCAGCGCAAAGAGCGAGAAGAAGGCCCAACCCACCUAUCGAACUCCAACCAGUGGGCAUACUACGACGACCCAGAAGACAUCGACAAGCUGCUUGUGUGGCUCGACGAGCGAGGUCACCGAGAGCGUGUUUUGCGUAAGGAGCUACAAGCGUUCCGUGACCGUAUCGCUGAGUACAUGCUCAAGAUGCAGAAGCACCUAGAAGAUUCCAACAAGCCCCAGGAAGAGGAAGAGGAUGACAAUAAGACUCGAGUGUCGACGCGCAAUAAGACCAACGCCGAUAAGGAUGUUCCCAAGGAUCGCUGCUUGCUUUGGACCAACAGCAUUAUGCGUGAGGAGUUCGGACAUAACCAUGUCGAAGAGUACGAACCACCGAAGAAGGGCAAGGCGAAGACAGUAAAGGCAACCAAGGCUAAGGGCCGAGGACGCUAA
Molecule: messenger RNA, 4647 nt
Organism: Alternaria burnsii
Lineage: Eukaryota; Fungi; Ascomycota; Dothideomycetes; Pleosporales; Pleosporaceae
Product: glycosyltransferase family 57 protein
Exons: 12
Coding region: 1-4647 (1548 amino acids)
Molecular function (GO): hexosyltransferase activity
Source: RefSeq, a predicted model, not a curated record